This is a messenger RNA of Plutella xylostella (diamondback moth), 1182 nucleotides long. Lineage: Eukaryota; Metazoa; Arthropoda; Insecta; Lepidoptera; Plutellidae. The record is from RefSeq and is a predicted model, not a curated record.
AAGAGACACAUUGUAAUAUAAGUACAAACAAGUCAAGCGAGUUAAUUACAAACUUAAUAAAAAAAUAUUCUAACUUAAAUAAACUCAAUCGAGUAUUUGUUUACAUGCGAAGAUUCAUUCACAACUCUAGACAUCCGAACAAUAGAAUAGUCGGGGUCUUAUCAGUAGAUGAAAUGCGACAUGCGUUGCUCGAAUUAAUUAGAUUUGCACAAACAGAAUCGUUCCAAAUGGAGUACAAGUUACUAAAAAAUAGUAAACAACUACCACAAACAUCAAACAUAUUGUGUUUGAAACCAUUUAUGGAAAAUGGGAUUAUUCGAGUAGGGGGACGCCUGGAACAGUCCUCAUACAAUUACGAUAAAAAACACCCAAUACUUCUACAUCACUCACACACACUAACAAUUCUUAUAAUGCGUGGAGAACACAUAAGAUUAAUGCAUGCAGGGCCACAGUUAUUACUUUCAUCUGUCCGCGAGAGAUAUUGGCCGACACACGGUAAGAUCGUCGCUAAUAAGGUUGUACGAGAAUGUAUAACGUGCUUCAGGAACAGUCCGAAGAUCUACUCACCGAUAAUGGGUAAUUUACCAAGGUCAAGAGUAACUCCAGCACCGCCCUUCCUCACAACUGGCAUUGAUUAUGCAGGACCCUUUGCGGUGAGGGACAAAAGGGGGCGUGGUUACAGGUCAUACAAAUGUUACAUAGCAAUUUUUAUUUGUUUUUCGACAAAGGCAAUUCACUUAGAGUUAGUUUCAGGUCUAGAAACUCAGCUCUUCCUGUCUGCGCUGCGAAGGUUUACGUCCAGGCGAGGUAUACCAAAAACAAUACUGCAGCAGAUCCAAUGCGACUUCUGGAGAAGAUGGUCAAGAGACUACAUAGGACUGCUUCAAGAACGCACGAAAUGGAGAAGCUGCAAGGGUGCCGGACUCGACGUGGGUACCAUUGUGCUGAUCAAAGAUGACCGACUGCCGCCCUGCCAGUGGGGGCUGGGACGCAUCGUCGGCUGCUGCCCGGGUCGCGACGGCAUCACGCGGGUCGCAGAGAUGCGCACGGCGCGUGGAAUAAUCAAGAGAGCAUUCAACAAUAUCUGUCCAUUACCGAUUACAUGUUAAAAUGCCUUUUAUUGUAACAAUCAAAUAACUUAUAACUAGUUAAAUCUCAUUUAAUACCCGUAUAGUUCAGUUU